AUGAUACCUUUAUAUACUAUCUCAACAUGCGUGCUGUUCAUGAAGCUGGCCUUCUGCGCCAUCCCUCUUUCCUUCACACCACCCCAGAAUGCUAGCCAGCCUAUCCUAGAAUCCUUUGUGUCCUUUUCGAUCGAGUUCUCCUCGUUCCCAGACUUUGCAGGCAAUUCGAGCAGCCCGAACACUUUCUCGUACAAUCUCCUGACCAACCUGCAACAACUUCAGGGAUCCUAUCCAAUCAUCAGAGUUGGAGGAAACACUCAGGACUAUGCCACGUUCAACGCAACCCAAACGCAAGCCUUGAUCGGCACAUUCAAUUUCAGCCGGUCGGCAGACUAUCCUACCACAAUAACCAUUGGCCCAUCAUACUUCGACUCUUACUCGACCUGGCCGAACGUGACAUUCUUACAUGGGUUCAACCUAGCAAACAACGGCACACUGGGCUACGACACUCUGGUUGGCACCGUCCCUUUAGUCCGCAAAGCGCUCGACACCAGCAAACUCGCCUAUUUCCAGCUGGGCAACGAGCCAGACCUGUACAAGACGAGCUCCCAAGGUCCAGUCCGACCCAGCUGGUGGAACGAAACGGACUAUGUUGACGAGUGGCUCAACAAAACUCGACUCAUAAGACAGAUCGUCCAACAGGACUGUCCGGACGUCAUUUCCCAAGGCAAAUUCGAAUUCUAUGCCCCCAGUUUCGGAGGAACAGGCAACAGUCUCAAUCUGCUCACGACAUGGAACGCUGGCCUCGACACCGACAAUGACAUAGCAUGCAUUGACAGCCACAACUACAUCGGCGGCGCCACACAGCCCGGCGUAACAUUGCAAGGCACCCUGAUGAACCACACCUCGACCGUACUGUCCGUGUCCCACCACCUCAAUGAAUCACGUUUACUAUCCGGCACUGGCAUCCCAUACAUACUCGGCGAAACCAACAGUCUAUACAACGAAGGCGCGCCAGGCCUGUCCAAUUCAUUCGGCGCCGCCCUCUGGGGCGUAGACUUCAAUCUCUACUGCGCCGCAACCGGGAUAAGACGCACACACAUGCACCAGGGUACCAAUUACCGAUACGCCAGUUGGCAGCCUACCCAGACCGUCAACGAGACUUUGGGAACAAAGGCACCCUACUACGGGAACAUCAUGGUCGCAGCCUUCUUGGGAGAUUUGACCACGUCGAACGUGAGUAUCGCGGACAUCGAGCUGGGUAGUAUUUACCAGAAUGCUUAUGCUGCGUAUGUCGAUGGGAGGUUGGAGCGCAUUGCGGUAGUGCAGAUGAAUGAGUAUAAUAGCACGCAUGGGACGACAGGCACGCGGCCCGGCGAGACGUUUAGUUUCCAAGUACCAGCUGCUGCGGCGGGCGCCACUCUCAGAGGUGUGAGCGUGCAGCGCCUCAUUGCGAACGGGAGCGACGCUAUCACCGGGAUCACGUUCGAUGGAAUUUCGUAUAAUUACGAGCUGGAGCAGGGGAAGCCUGUUGUGUUGAGUAAUGUCACGAGAGGUGAAGUUCUGCAGGUUGCGCAGAACGGGGCAGUGAGCGUGGAUGUGCCGUGGAGUAGUGCUGCGAUUCUGAAUUUGCAGUGGUAGGGGAGCACGCGGGACCUCAUAUUGAAGGACAACAUACUCUGCUCGGCCUGGUGUGAAAGACGUGGUUCUUCGAGCUCAUAUUGACAAUGCAUAGCAUACCUAGGUAGCGAGGCUGCGAGUGGGUGGGUGUGCCCACCGAGCUAAACCCAACGUGAAAAAGGGGUUGAGUUUGACACCUGUACAAUCAACUCACACAAU
Messenger RNA from Exophiala viscosa, 1779 nucleotides. RefSeq lists its product as uncharacterized. Bases 1 to 1581 code for a protein of 526 amino acids. The transcript has 4 exons. The record is from RefSeq and is a predicted model, not a curated record. NCBI's taxonomy places the organism in Eukaryota, Fungi, Ascomycota, Eurotiomycetes, Chaetothyriales, Herpotrichiellaceae.